This is a messenger RNA of Thunnus maccoyii (southern bluefin tuna), 6685 nucleotides long. RefSeq names its product rho guanine nucleotide exchange factor 28-like. Gene Ontology annotation, biological process: regulation of Rho protein signal transduction. The record is from RefSeq and is a predicted model, not a curated record. Bases 419 to 5770 code for a protein of 1783 amino acids. The transcript has 39 exons. Gene Ontology annotation, molecular function: guanyl-nucleotide exchange factor activity. NCBI's taxonomy places the organism in Eukaryota, Metazoa, Chordata, Actinopteri, Scombriformes, Scombridae.
UACAGAUUUCAAAAUGUGGGGUUUAUUACUUUAUUCUAUGGGCUCUUCACUGUUUUAUCUCCUCCCGUUAGAGGUCGCUGUAACCACAAAUAAAACUUUCACGUAGAAGGAAGAAAUUUGCAUUUGAGUAGACGGAAGAAGACAGACAGCAUGAACAGUGACGGAGAGGAGGAUGCUGUGUCAGUGCAGAAUCUUCUACUUGAAGCCUUCACACCGACGCUUGAACUGUCGGGUAGCGGAAUGAAUCCUAGUUAGAUGUUUUCUUCUGCUAAACUGAAGCACAUUGUCAGGUUUCUUCUGUCGGAGUUUGAGCUCCUGUGAAGAGGACCUCUGACUCUGCCUGGCACAGAUACGGUUUGAUAAUCUUCCUCAGGAUCAGAGCAGGCAGAAAUACCAAAAUAACCAAAUUGCUGUGCAGAUGGAGCUGAGCAGGAGGAAAGUGCCUCUGUAUGGCCAGGCAAAGGUAUUUGCAUUGUUGGAAGGUUUAGACUCUGUGCCGGAGGAUGCUGAGGUCUACGUUGUUCUGGAAGGAUCCACACUGGUCCAUGUCACCAGGGCCCAGAGUGAUAUCAUGCUCUGCUUUAUUGUGCCUGGACAUAACCUUGCUGAGAUGGUGUCUGUCCAGGCCUACCUGUGCUCUGAAACCACACCGCUCACCUGGGUGGGUGGAGCUAUAUUGGAGUAUGUCCAAGAUGAUGCUCAGGACCUGGCAGAGCACCUGGUAAUCCAUGGAAAUUGUCUGAGCUCGAUGGAUCACAAGGAACUGAGCAGCCUCUUUAGCCUGGGCCAGGAGAGCUCUCGCUGGGCUAUGGAUCGCCGCGUGGCCCUGGCCAUGGCCAACCUGGAUAUUCCUCAAAACUGGAAUGUGUUGGGGAGCCACAUUGGAGACGAACACAGUCCCAGAGAGUCUCCCCUCCACCUGGCUGUGCGAUGGGGUCUGUUUAGGCUGGCGGAGCUGCUGCUUUGCCAGCCGGGGGGUCUCAUGGCUGUCAGUCUUCCAAAUGAAGAAGGAGUCACACCGCUGCAGCUGGCACAGGCAGCGGGCAACACAGAGCUCCUGGAGCUGCUCACACACCCACCCAAUCCUCUAGCCACACCUCCUGCAGGUCUGUCUCAGGUGUGGGCAGACCGGUCCCGCUUGCUGAGGUUCUGCCAUGAUACGGGGAACCUGACGCUGACUGUCCGACAAAACCUGAGGUGGAGCUCAGAGGAGAGCCGACAUGCUGAUAUCCUGCUUCUCAGAGGCAGGCUUAGAGAUGAGGACUUCCUCAGAGAGAUCAAAGCACUAAGGAGGGAACGAGUGGAGACCAUCUUAGGGAAGGAACAACUAGUGGAUGAUCCUGCAGAGAACGGACUGUAUCCUGAUAUUAAUGGAGAAAAUUCUGCUGCAGAAGAAAAUGACUACGAGGAGCCGCUGAUGUUUUGUUUGAAUGAGGAGGACCAAGUGGACGAGCCAUCGCAGUCUGACUCUGAGAAAAGCCAGUCCAUAAGGGAGAGUCAGGCCUCGUCACCGACUCUGGCUGCAGCUGCCAGACUGUCAGCAAUGAUCCAUGGCAAAGACAGAGUCUAUGCCAACGCCAUGCUGGUGGACCAGGUAGAUGACGCUGACAUUAAAUACCGCUCUCCGGGGGAGAAGGAGGUGAGCCCUUCGCCACAUGUUGGCAGCCCAUGUUGGGACACUUUCUCCAUGACACCCCCUAACUCAGGGAGCUGGCCCAAGAACCGGUACCCACCCUCGCCCCAGAAUGGGGAGAGGAGAAUCCAAGGCUUCAGCCAGGAGAAUCACAAGGAGCCAUCCCCUCACGUCUCCCCUUCUACCUCCUCUCCUUUUGCUUCCUCCCCAAUUUUUCCUUCCUCCCCCCUGGCUUCCGCUUUCCGUUUGUUCGAGGGAGGACAGAGGCGGCAGACACAGUCCUGCCUUACAGUCUCUCCUUCGCUGAAUCGCAGAGGAUGCAGCUUGCCGCGGGGCCUGAGUCCCAGUCUUGAGUGUGACAGUGGAGAAGAGGACAUAUUGGGACAUUCCUACCCCUGCUCGUCUUUAAAGCAGCAGUCCAUCCUGUGCUCCAGCUCAGGAGAGGAGAGGGACUCUUUCGACACUUCCCCUGAAUUUAACCGCACACACUCCGACAGCACGCACAAACCCACCAAGAACCCAGAGGAAGCCGAGGUUCGUCUGCGCUCCUACUCCUACUCCUCCCCCAAGGCGAAGCCGUCACGCCCGCUGCUAAACCGAGAUGCAACCAUCACUGACCUGGCAGAAGAGCAGAGAGCAUUCAGCCUGACUGAGACUCCCAGAGAAAAGAGGAUCGAGGAUGAGGAGUGGGAUAAAUACAUAAUCCCAUCUAAGGUCGAGUCAGAGAAGUACAAAGUCAGCCGGACAUUCAGCUUCCUUAAGAGCAGGAUGUCCAGCACACGCAACAAAACCAAGGUGAAGGGGAAAGAGGUGAAGGAGGGAAAGGAGAAGGCAGGAGCAGCUAAUGGACACCAGUUUGUUCCCGUGUCUCCAUCUGGCCCCGCUCUCUGUGUGGCCUGUGAUAAGUCUGUUUCUGGGAAGGAGCUAUUGCAGUGCUCCAACUGUUUCCUGAAUGUCCAUAAGAACUGUCGAGAGUCGGCUGCAGCCUGUGGAAAGAAGCCACAGGAGAGGAAUGCAUUGCUGAUGAAAAGCAAGACCCUGUCCCUCCCACAGAACUCUGUGAAAGACAACUCUCCAGCCUCCGUCUUCUCCUCUUCCUCCUCCUCCUCCUCUUCACUUCCAACAAUGACCAGAGAGAAGAGAGAAACAGUUGCUACUCUCACCAAAAGCAUCUCCAUCUCUAUAGACAGCAGACGGCUGAGUGAUACAGUGGGGGUGGACGGUGAGUGCAGUGUGACAGCUUGCACUAACAGCUCAGACGAGGGAACGCUGAUCACAGCGACUCCCCUGUCAGCCGAAACUCCGAUCACCUCACAGGAUGCUGGUGACGCUCCUCUAAUGAGCGACUUGUCAGCUGACCUGCUUGGACUUGAGGUGGAGUCAUGGAGUCUUGCAGUCAGUCCGGAGUUCUGCAGGUUGCAUGACAGACGCACCAUCAAACGACAGGAUGUUAUUUAUGAGCUGAUGCAGACAGAGCUGCACCACAUCCAAACGCUGACAGUCAUGUCUGAGGUAUUCAGGAGAGGCAUGCUGGAGGAGCUGCAGCUGGACUGGGACUGUGUGGCCCGGAUCUUCCCCUGCUUGGACCCCCUCUUGCUCUUCCACAGGAACCUCUUCGGAGCAUUGCAGGAACGCAGACAGGCUGCAACCCAACCUGAGAACCACAGAAAUUACCUCAUCCAUCAGAUUGGAGACAUUCUGCUUCAGCAGUUCUCAGAUGAAAAUGCUGAGAAGAUGAAGCAGGUGUACGGAGAGUUCUGCAGUCACCACACUGAAGCCGUCAAUUUCUUCAAAGAGCUGCAGCAACAGAACAAGAAAUUCCAAAACUUCGUCAAACAACAGAGCAAUAACUCACUGGUCAGGCGAAGAGGGGUGCCAGAAUUUAUCCUGCUAGUGACUCAGCGCAUCACCAAGUACCCAGUGCUGCUGGAGAGGAUAUUGCAGUACACUCAGGAGGGAAGUCAGGAACAUUCUGACUUGUCCAGUGCUCUGGCUCAAAUCCGUGACGUCAUUGCAGCAGUGGACCUGACUGUAAGUAAACAUGAGAUGUUUCAGGAGCUGCAGGAAGUGCUGGCCCGGCUGGAGAACAAGAGCUUUGCCAAGCUGAAGAAUGGCAAGGUGUUUCGCAAACAGGACCUGCACAGCAAACACAGAGAUCUACAGCACAAAGGGCUGGUGUACUGGAAGACUGCCACAGGACGUCUAAAAGAUACGUUGGCUCUCCUGCUCACAGACGUUCUGGUUUUCCUGCAAGAGAAAGACCAGCGCUUCGUAUUUGCAGCUGUGGACCAGAAGCCCCCAGUUAUCCCUCUGCAGAAGCUCAUCGUUAGAGAAGUAGCUAAUGAGGAGAGAGGGAUGUUCCUCAUCUCCGCCUCCUCAGUGGGACCAGAGAUGUAUGAAGUUCACACCACCACCAGAGAAGAGAGGAAUGCUUGGAUGAGACACAUACGACAAGCUGUAGAGAGGUGUCCUGAGGAAGAGGAGGAGGAGGAGCGGAGCGCUGAAUCGGAGGAGGCCAGGCGGGCAGCAGAAGUGAGGGUUCAGAAGAUCACCAAGUUCCAAGAGACGUUGUUGGGUCAGGACCAGCGCAUCUGCGACAGCCUGGAGGAGAAACUGCAAUUGUAUGCUGAGCUCACGGAGUUAACCCUCCGCUCCCCAGAACCUGUGCCACAUCGCCAUCUGCUGGUGCAGCCAGAUUCUGAAAGUGAGACGCCGCGAAAGGCCUCGUCACUGCUCACAGCUGCACUCAGAGAAGCGGAGAACCUGAUCACCAUUCUGCAGGCUCGUGAUGGCCUUUCUGUACAAAGUCAGAGCUCUCCUUUCCAAGGACCAGAGUGCUGUAGCUACAACAGUCAUGGCAGCAGUAUCCAGGAGUCUCCCUCUGAGCCAGAUUAUCUGAGCACGCUCAGUAUGAGUUCCACCUCCCUUGGAUCAGACAGUGAGUUGACGGGGCUGGACGGUGUGUUGUGGAGCUCUGCUGUUGAGCUGAGAAGAGGAGACACCAAAGAAACAAUGUUAAAGGUGGCAGAGAGUGUCCAGAGUCUGACACAGCUUCUCUACAGUCUGCAGGCUGCUGUGACCCUCCAGGACAGCUGCUUUGAGGUCCAGAAACUCCGCCUUCAGGAUGGAGAAAGACCUCAGCUCAGGACCAUCACUUCCCUCCAAAACAACCUGGAGCAAGAGAAGCAGAGGAGUGUUGAUAAGAAGAAGGAGGAAGUGGAAAAGAAGAGUUUAGAGAGGAAGAAGGAAGAGGUGGAUGAGGUGCACAAACUGUAUGUGAAGCUGAAACAAGAGCAGCAGCGCUGGGACAAAGAGUGUGUGGCCAGAGAGAAACAACAGAGUGAACAGGUGAGUUUGCUGGAGCAGCGUGAGCAACAGUGCUUCCUGGAGGCCGAGCGGCUGCGCUGCGAGCGUGAGGAGCUGGAGGCUCAGCUGCUGGAGUAUCAGCACAAUCUGGACAGACUGAAGGAGGGUCAGAAGAGUGUGGAGAGGGAGAAGGAGAAGAUUGAAACCCAGCAGAGGAUACUCCAGAGCUGGAGACACAGCCGCCAGAGCAGCCUGCCUGUUACGAUACCAUUGGAUGGAUUCAAGGUGUCCAGCCACAGUCGCUCAGGCAGUCUGGAUGGUAACUGUUCAGUGUACAAGAAUGAGGCAGCUUUACUUGCCUCCCUCCAGCAGAACCAUCUCCACCAGCCCACCAACAACAACCAGCACCAGCUUCUGCUCUCUACACCAAGAAAGAACUGUGACGGGACCCUGCACAGCUCCAGCUACACUGCUAACCUUGGCCUCAGCGCCAGCCUCUACAACAGCCUCAAUACCCUGCUGAGUCAAACACAUGGCAAACAGCCUCCAGAUGGUCUGACAUACCCAAACUACAGUAACAACGACUCCGUACGCCCCUACAACAGCAGGGUCACUGCACAGCCACAGAGGACCAACAAGACAGACUUCAGUCCACAGUUGGACCGGCGCUCCCUGGGAACCUGGAGGUCAGAGGUCACAGGUCAAAGACUUUACGAGGAUGACUACUCCUCCUCUCCCUCUCUUACUCCUCUCCUUCCCCCGCAGGCUUACCUCUCUCUUGAGGGACAGAAUGGGGAGGAGGGAGGCGAGGAGAACAUUGUUUAUCUCUGAGAAUUAUGAGAGAGAAACAACCAAUGCAAGCUGCCUGACAUAUAACUGGACCAACAAUAAUAUACCUGUUGCUUUUAUGUGUUUAUGUAUGUGUGUGCUUGCAUCUAUCUAAAUGCGAUGGAUGUAAGUUCAUUUUUGAAAACCUGGAUAAUCAAGUUACGGAAUAGUUGCUGGGAGGAAGUGUGCCUUUAUCAGUGUCAUUUUCCUUCUGCCUGAUCAAACCAUUUGUGCCUUUUUCCCCAAGCAAGCUCUUUGUAAAUCAGCUUUUAUACUUGUACUCUCAUGUCAGUAGAUAAGCAUCUAUGUAAAUCAGUGGGGGGUUUUUUGGUAUCUGUUGCACUUGUUUGAAGGCAGAGGUACUUAUAUGACCCAACCACUGGGACCUAAAGCACCAGGUAAUCAAGACAAAAGUAUUGAUAUUAUUUCCCUGUGAGCACUUAAAGUAAAUGGAAAUAUUUUAGAGGCCAAUUGAUGUACAGCAUUAACAGCUCUCCUAUAGAGUGCUAUUAUUUCUCUGUGUGAACUUUAAUAAUAUUUAUAAGGGAUUGUGAGCAUUUGAAAGAAAUAAAAUAGACUGACAUUGUAUAAAUAUUAAAUAUAUGUAUAGUUUUAUGGAAAGGCUACCUAUGCACACUAUAUUGGAAGAGGAUCUUAUAAUUUUUCUCACUUAAGUGCCAAAAAUCUAUCUUGCUAUCUGAUACCGUGAGUGAUUUCUGUAAAAAAAAAAUGGCUGUAUGUUUUCUGUUUGUCUCCUUUUCUGACAAGUUGGUAAUUUAUUGUGUGUAAAUUGCUUCAUGCACUGUCAACAUGAAUUAUAUUUUGUUUGAUAUGAAGUGUUCUCUUGUAAUCUCUGUAAUCAGAACUGUGAUGUGCCAUAUAUUAAUAUUGUACUGCAUAUAAAGAUAUUGUUGCAAA